CCGGCCACAAAAAGAAAAGGAGGGAUGAAAGUGGGUACGAAAAGUUUGAAGUUUGCCUGGAAUGAAGGUGAAGACCACGCCCAAGUAUAAGAAGUAUAAGUAGUACUCGGAUACUCAGUACUCCGCCAUGAACGUGACCGACGUCUACAAGGGAAUCAGCAUCCUCUACAAUGGAGUAAAUAUGUCCGGGAACGGGAGCACGGGAGUUCUGAACGUAUCUUCUCCCCUCAACAAAGCCAUCAACAUCCUGUCCAUCCUUCUUCUCUUCAUCACCAUGAUCUCUCUGGGAUGCACCAUGGAGAUCUCCAAAAUAAGGAACCAUUUGCUACGACCGAAAGGAGUAGCCAUCGCCAUCGUGGCCCAGUUUGGCAUCAUGCCCUUGACGGCGUUUUGUCUUGCUAAAUUACUCAAGAUGGAUUCCAUCAAGGCCGUGACGGUGCUCAUCUGUGGAUGCUGUCCAGGAGGGAACCUAUCCAAUAUCUUCACCUUGGCCCUCAAGGGGGACAUGAACCUCAGCAUAGUGAUGACCACAUGCUCCUGCGUUGCAGCUCUGGGACUGAUGCCCUUGCUGCUCUUAAUCUACUGUCAAGGCUUCAGCGGCCUGGAGAACGCGGUGCCUUACGUGGGCAUCAUUACGGCUCUCGCCUUCACCUUGGUGCCCUGCGCCAUGGGCAUUGCUAUCAAUCACUACAGACCUAAAUAUACACCUCUGGUCUUGAAGUCUGGUUUAGGCACAAUGAUCAUUUCCAGCAUGGUCCUGUUCUCCUUGUCCGGCAUGGCGGUCAAAGACAUUCUGUGGAUGAUCCUCACCGUUGAUGUUCUGACUGUGGCGGCUCUGAUGCCCCUUAUUGGUUUCACGCUGGGAUAUGUCAUGUCGGCCAUAUGCAGACUCAGUUCAAAAUGCAGCAGGACCAUCUCAGUGGAAACAGGAUGUCAGAACAUUCACCUCUGUGUGGCCAUCCUGAAGGUCGCCUUUCCCCCAGAGGUCAUCGGACCCAUGUUUCUCUUCCCUUUGCUGUACUACAUGUUCCAGUGUGCCGAGGCUCUCCUGUUCACCGUGUGCUUCAGAUCUUACCAAAUAUUCAAGACAUCCGACGAGGAUGGCAAGAAUGUCUUUGUUCAACAAGAUGAGGAGAAAAAAACAGACUGUCCGAGAGGUUUGGAGGCAAAUAACCGAACAUGACAUUUGGCACUCAUGCACGUACGAGUGCUACAAUAUAUCGGAAAAGUAUUUGUAUUUUUUUUUUGUUUGUUUUCCAUUUACAAUAGGAAGUUGUUUUUAUUGACACUCUCAAAAAAGGUGGCCUGAAUAGAAGGGAAAAAAGUCUGAAAAAUAAAAGUCUAUUCAAAC
This is a messenger RNA of Doryrhamphus excisus (bluestripe pipefish), 1351 nucleotides long. RefSeq names its product hepatic sodium/bile acid cotransporter-like. The record is from RefSeq and is a predicted model, not a curated record. Lineage: Eukaryota; Metazoa; Chordata; Actinopteri; Syngnathiformes; Syngnathidae. Gene Ontology annotation, biological process: bile acid and bile salt transport. Gene Ontology annotation, molecular function: bile acid:sodium symporter activity. Gene Ontology annotation, cellular component: membrane.